Limulus polyphemus (Atlantic horseshoe crab) is the source of this 1181-nucleotide messenger RNA. RefSeq names its product SH3 domain-binding protein 5 homolog. NCBI's taxonomy places the organism in Eukaryota, Metazoa, Arthropoda, Merostomata, Xiphosura, Limulidae. The record is from RefSeq and is a predicted model, not a curated record. Gene Ontology annotation, biological process: negative regulation of protein tyrosine kinase activity; intracellular signal transduction. The coding region runs from base 105 to 1019 and encodes 304 amino acids. Gene Ontology annotation, cellular component: cytoplasm. Gene Ontology annotation, molecular function: protein kinase inhibitor activity. The transcript is spliced from 9 exons.
UACCGGAAGUUGCUUGAAAGUCUAAUGACGUAAUCAUUGAGGGAAGAAGAAUGUGAGCCUAAGGCAGAAGUUAAAUGAAACUUUAAUACAGUGAUGUGACAUGCAUGUGGGUAAUGUUCAAAUACCUAUCAAUGGAUGACUUGGGAACUUCAUCCUCAAUAAAUGAAGAAGAAGAGCUAGAUCCAAGAGUAAAGAUUCAGCUUGAGCACCUGAAUACAUGCACAGAUGAAAUAAACCAUCUUGAAAAUCAGUUAGAUGAGGCAAAUGGAGCCUUUCGAACAACACUAAGUGAUUCCUGCCAGAAACUGAAGCUCCUUGCUAAGAAGCUUGGUAAAUGUGUGGAGGUAGCAAGACCAUAUUUUGAUGCAAAGGACAUAGCACGCAAAGCACAACUAGAAUGUCAGAGAGCUGCUGUCCAGUAUCAGAGAGCUUGUGGUGUUCAUCUUGCAGCUAGAGAGACUAUUUCUAUUGCAGAAGCCAAGUUUAUAAAACACCAGAAGGAAUGGGAAUUUGACACUGCCUGGCAAGAGAUGGUUAACCAUGCUACUAUGAAGGUCAUGGAAGCUGAGGCCCAAAAAAUUGAAAGCGAGCGUGAACAUAGGCUAAGAACACAAGCAUAUAGUGAAGCUGAACAUAAAGUUCUCAUACUGGAAAGACAGCUGAAAAAAGAUAUUUCAAAAGCCAGGCCAUACUUUGAACAGAAGAAUGUCUUCCAGCACAUGUUACAGGACUUGAAGGUAAGAGUAGAGGCCCUCCAGAAAGCUGUCACAGAUGCCAAACGAUCUUAUUCUGAUUCCUUGCGUAGUUUGGAAAAUAUAUCUGAGGAAAUUCAUGACCGACGAAAGCUUUUACAACCUCGGGAGCCAGGUGUUGGAGCUGAACUCAAUGGUUCUUUUGAUAUUGAUAAUUUCCAUUCAGAAGAUGAUCAGGGGAUUGGAACUACUGACAAAGAAAAAGACUAUCAAGAGCCAGUUAUGUCUGGUAGGUGUUCUAAAACUGUCGGCCAUCGGGAACAUUAGAGAAAAAGUAUUUACAUUUUAAAAUGCUGUGUAUAAAGCUGGUUGAGAAAAUGUACAUCUGUUGUACUAUAGAAAAGUUUCUCUGCAAUUUUAGGUAAUGGUAACGUGAAGUUUGUCGGCAUCGGUUUGAUUUUUGUGUAUAACACCUGAUAUCAGGAAAAU